UGGAGAUGGUAUAUAUGCAAUUUCAUCAGAUCUGCGCGCGUCUGUGUGACUCUCUCGAUCUUGAACGCCUCAAUAAUACCGCGGAGUAUCGAGCUUUGACGUUUUCAUUAAGCUUUGGUCGCUCGUAGGAAUGGGACCGCGCGUCGAUCAGCCUGUGCAAUCCAUCGAGCUUGGCUCCAGCGCCAAACAGACAGACGGAAAUGGCGAGGCGAAAGGAGCUAAUUUCGAGGAAGCGAUCGCUGCCACCGGCUACGGAAAGUUCCAUUAUCUCUUGUAUCUGGCGAUAAUUCCUGCUUCCUGGUCUUCCGCGUUCGACACAUCGACGACAUCUAUGAUAAUACCGGCUUCGGAGUGUGACUUGAAUCUCAGCCUUUUUCAAAAGGGCAUACUCAAUGCCAUUGUUUACGCAGGUAUGGUCAGCAGUGCCUUGGUAUGGGGUUUUAUGGCAGAUGCCUUUGGAAGGAAACCCAUAGUGUUCUAUGGCUAUCUCAUCGACGGACUCCUAAAUGUACUGAGUGGGCUUUCCCAAAGCUUUUACGUUUUGGCGACUUUUAAGUUCCUAUCUGGAUUUGUUAUCAGCGGUCCUUACGCUUCGGUGUUGACGUACUGUGCUGAAUUUCACUGCACCAAGGAUAGACCAAGAGUAACCAUGUUCGUAGGGAUCCUUAUUGCCGCAGGGACCAUCAUUGGUUCGGUUUUGGCUUUGGUCAUCAUUCCACAAGACUGGUCAUUUGUGUACGGUAACUUCUACAUACGUUCGUGGCAAAUUUAUCUAGCAGUCAGUGGAUUACCUACCCUGGUCGGAACUCUCCUGCUGGGCUUCUUCCCAGAAAGUCCGAAAUUCCUCAUGAGUCAGGGCCGUAACGACGAGGCUCUUAAAAUAUUCAGAACGAUUUAUUCCGUCAAUUCGGGCGAAUCGAAGGAAAAUUAUCCAAUUCGAUUGCUCGAGAACGAGACUGCCAGCGGAUGCGCGUUGGAGUCGAAUCAGAUCGUUUUGAAACACAGAAGCCUCAAGGCUUGUGUGCACGAAGGGAUGAUGCAAAUGAAGCCACUGUUCAUAGGCUCGUACUUUCCUCGACUAAUGCUGGUGAUCACCAUUCAAUUUUGUGGGAUGUUAAGUAACAACACGAUUCGCUUAUGGCAGCCGCAGCUGUUCGCUAUCCUAGGACAGGACGGCGAAAAUAGCACUGAUGUCUCGUUCUGCGAUAUCAUCGACCAGUCCACGUUCUCUCAACUAGAUCAGAACAUUACAGAAAAUAUUAACGCGACGCAAUCUCUUACCUGCAUACGGAAAACAGUGGACAAUUCCGUGUACACUAACACAAUCAUCAUCUCGGCCUCGGCUCUGUUCUUCACGUUUCUGGGAGGAGCUCUCGUCAAUUUGAUCAGCAACAAGCACCUAAUGCUUAUAGGUUAUUUCGUCUCUGUGGCUUCAGCCAUCGUGCUGAACUGGUCCGAAAGCGUGAUGCUUACGCUGAUAUCGAUAAGUCUGUUCGUUGGCUGCUCCAGCGCAUCGGUGGUUCUGCUAAUAAGUAUCGUCGUAAACCUCUUUCCUACGACAAUGAGAACUAUGGCCGUCAGUUUAACAAUGAUGGUUGGCCGUAUCGGUUGUCUUCUCGGGAACAUAUUGUUUCCGGUAUUCCUGGAAUACGGCUGCAUCGUAGCUAUAUUGACGUUGGCUGGACUGUCUUUGGCAUCUUUCGUACUAGGGUUGAUAAUCCCAAGAGCUAAGGAUAACGUAAAAUGAGGACUGCGCAAAACAACGAUGAAGAAUAUGAUCAUGUGAUAUUUACGACGAGAUACAGUAGAACAAACAGGUGUGCAAGUACCUUUUGUUCAUUCAGCUUUAUACAUUACAAGGAAUGAAGGCGCGCUUCGCGCGCUCUUGAUUCUAUCUCUGUCUAAUAACACUGGUAGAAAAUCUACCAUAAGUGUUGGGCGGCACACUAACGUCUGCUAAUAUUUUAUAAGCAUGUAACAUGUUACUAAAUCCCUCAAAACUAUUUUUUAAUAAAUAUAUUAAUAAUGCUCAA
Molecule: messenger RNA, 2033 nt
Organism: Nasonia vitripennis (jewel wasp)
Lineage: Eukaryota; Metazoa; Arthropoda; Insecta; Hymenoptera; Pteromalidae
Product: synaptic vesicle glycoprotein 2B
Exons: 11
Coding region: 131-1747 (538 amino acids)
Biological process (GO): transmembrane transport
Cellular component (GO): membrane
Molecular function (GO): transmembrane transporter activity
Source: RefSeq, a predicted model, not a curated record